This is a messenger RNA of Colletotrichum chrysophilum, 1077 nucleotides long. RefSeq lists its product as uncharacterized. Bases 1 to 1077 code for a protein of 358 amino acids. Lineage: Eukaryota; Fungi; Ascomycota; Sordariomycetes; Glomerellales; Glomerellaceae. The record is from RefSeq and is a predicted model, not a curated record. Gene Ontology annotation, molecular function: nucleotide binding. The transcript has a single exon.
AUGGCACGCUGGAGAGUGGUCGGAAUCAACUUCGACCACAUGCACAUGGGCGAUCUUUUGCGCAACGCAUCCGACCAUCCCGACGUCGACAUCGUAGGCGUUUGCGAUCGCCAGGCGGAUCGGAUGAAGGAUGCGGUCGCGGCUUUUGAUAUCGCGCCGGAGCUAGUCUUCAGUGACGUGGCGGAGUGCAUUCGCCGGACCAAACCCGACCUCGUCAUCCUCUGCCCGGCGACCGCGGAUCACGCCGUUGCCUACGAGGAGUGCUGCAGCUUCGGGGUGGAUGUCUUGAUGGAGAAGCCGUUCGCAGCUAACAUUCGAGACGCGAGGCGGAUGCUGGAUGCCAGAGAAGCUGCUGGAACGCGACUUGCGAUCAACUGGCCUUCAAGAUGGUUCCCGGCCCACGUCACGACGAAACGGCUGAUUGACGAGGGGACGAUUGGACAGGUCACCCAAGUACACUACCACGGCGGGAACCGCGGUCCACUCUACCACCUCGCCGACAAGGUUGAGGUCUCUGAUGAUGAGGUGCAGCGGAAGAAGUCGGACUCCUGGUGGUACAAGAAGGAGUCCGGAGGCGGAUCGCUACUGGACUAUCUCGGGUACGGGGCGACCCUGGGGACGUGGUUCAUGGACGGACGUGCGCCCCUGAAGGUGACCACGGUGACGUCCGCUGGCGAGGGUAUCGAGGUCGACGAGCACUCUAUCACCAUUUGCCAGUACACCACAGGGCUGUCGAAGUUUGAGACCCGCUGGGGCACCUUCACAGACCCUUGGACCAUCCAGCCACAGCCCAGGUGCGGGUUCGUGGUGGUCGGUAUCGAGGGCACGAUUUCGAGCUACGACUAUGAUCCGCACGUGGGCGUCCAGACCAAGGACCAGCGUGAGAUCACCAAAAUCCCUGCUGACGUCUUGCAAAGCCCCUACCGCGAUCCGAUUGAGUAUGUUCUUCACUGCAAGGAAAACGGCAAGCCGAUCACCGGGCCCCUAGAUCCCAUGCUCUGUUUCACCGCCCAGCGCAUUAUCGACACGGCCGUGGAGUCUGCGAAGCAAGGCAAAACCUUAGAACUUCUUGAAUAG